AUGUGGGCCCGCUGCGCUCCGUCGUCACCCAUUGCCGCCUCUAAUAGUAAUACUAAUAUCGCAAAACCCACCACCACGGGCCCUGGAGGCAAGCCCCUGCCCGCGACCGAUCCCACACGCAACUUCGUCAAGAAGACGGUGCACGACGAUGUCACCCACACGCAGAAACGCUUGUUCGAAUGGGUCUCGCUGGCCACUGCCCUCACCUUUGUCGGCAACUCGGUCGUAGCUAUCACACACGCCCUCGUCGACAAAAAGGACCACUACUGGGCAGGCAAGGCCGUUGUGAUCUACCUCGUAGGCGGAUUCUUCGUCUACUGCCUCUUCCUCAUCUCCCUCAUCGACUCGAAACCAUCGCCUACCGUGGCCCACCUGACGACAUGGAGCUUGGCUGUGGUACUAGAGAUAGUUCUCGUAGCUUGCUCCCUCGCCAUCUACACACAUGCCCAUAAAGCACCCUCGACCGGCCAUCCCAAUCCGCGCAUGCACUUUCGCAUGACCGACUGGGAAGCCGCUGAAGUGGCCAUGGACCUGCUCCGCAUCCUGCUGCUGCUAGCCAUGAUUGGCUUCUACCUCGUCUUUGUCGUCAUGCCACAGCACAAAGCUUCCCAAGAGACGGCCAGUCCCGGCGAAGGCACCUCCCUGUUGGCGGCCGUGGAGGGAAAUGGUCACGCAGAAAACGGGCAUACGAACGGCUCGUACGGAGCAAUGCACCCUGUGGGUGGCAAACAUCAGCACACCCAAGGCGCACCGCCCGCCUGGAGCAGGCCCACGGGAGCCCCAGCACGCAGUUGGUGGGAAUAUAUCAAAGGCUACCACGUCUUCUUCCCCUACCUCUGGCCCUCCAAGGACCGCAAACUGCAGUUUAUUGUCAUCCUGUGCUUUUUGCUGGUCCUCGCCCAGCGUGUCGUCAACCUGCUCGUGCCCGACCAGCUGGGUAAUAUUGUGAACCGGUUGGGAGACAGGAGCAAGGGAAACCCGUGGACCGCCAUCAUCAUCUUCAUCUCCUUUCGCUUUCUCCAAGGCAGUAAUGGUCUGCUUGGCGCUGCGCGGUCAGCGCUCUGGAUCCCCGUCUCCCAAUACUCUUAUCGCGAACUAUCAGUCGCCGCGUUCGAGCACGUGCACAGCCUCAGCCUCGACUUUCACCUCGGCAAGAAGACGGGCGAGGUGCUCUCUGCGCUUGGAAAAGGAAGCUCCAUCAACACCUUUCUCGAGCAGGUGACCUUUUCGGUGGUGCCCAUGCUGAUCGAUUUGGCGGUUGCCAUUGGCUACUUCCUCAUCAGGUUCGACGUCUACUAUGCGCUUGUCAUUGCCAUUGUGACCUUUUGGUACAUUUAUCUGACGAUCCGCAUGGCCCAGUGGCGCGCUGAGAUACGCCGUGAAAUGGUCAAUGCGGAUCGUGAAGAAGAUGCUGUCAAAAACGAUUCCAUGGUUUCGUACGAGACGGUCAAGUACUUCAACGCGGAAGCGUACGAGUUCAAUCGCUACCGUGAAGCAGUCAAGAAGUACCAAAACGCAGAGUACAAGGUCUUGUUCUCAUUGAACGUGAUGAACAUUACGCAAAACAUGGUCUUCAUGCUUGGCUUGCUGGUCACCUGCUUCAUCGCGGCGUAUCAAGUAGCGGCUGGAGAGCAGGAAGUGGGCAAGUUUGUCACGCUGAUUACGUACAUGGGCCAACUUCAAAGCCCGCUCAACUUUUUCGGCACAUUUUACCGGAUGAUCCAGUCUGCCAUGAUCAACUCGGAGCGCAUGCUGGAAUUGUUCAAGGAGCAGCCGACCGUGGUGGACAAGGAAGACGCAAUCCCGCUGCCGUCAUGUGAGGGUAAUCUUCGCUUCCAAGACGUUCACUUUGCCUACGACCAACGUAAACCUGCGUUGGCCGGACUGGACUUUCACUGCGAGCCCGGCACAACCACUGCAUUUGUGGGUGAGUCGGGAGGUGGCAAGUCGACCGUCUUCCGCCUUCUCUACCGGUUCUACAACACCACCUCGGGAAGCAUUCAAGUCGACGGGCACGACGUGGAGGAUCUCACCAUCGAUUCGGUGCGCAGGCACAUUGGUGUCGUACCGCAGGAUACUGUGCUGUUCAACGAGACCCUCAUGUACAACCUCAAGUACGCCAAUCCGGCGGCCACGGACGAGCAGGUCUAUGAUGCGUGUAGAGCGGCUAGUAUUCAUGACAAGAUUAUGACUUUCCCGGACAAGUACGAAACCAAGGUUGGCGAGCGGGGCCUGCGACUGUCAGGAGGUGAGAAACAGCGGGUUGCUAUUGCGCGCACCAUCCUGAAGAACCCUCGUAUCAUUAUGCUUGAUGAAGCAACCGCCGCUCUGGACACAGAGACGGAGCAACACAUCCAGGAGGCCUUUACGACCUUGGCCAAAGGACGCACGAUGCUGAUCAUCGCCCAUCGAUUGAGCACCAUUACCCACGCUGACCAGAUUCUGGUGCUGCACAAGGGCAAGGUGCAGGAACGUGGAACCCACGAGGAGCUUCUCGACCGAAAUGGUCACUAUGCUGCCAUGUGGAAGAAGCAGAUUCGUGCACAGAGGGCGGCUGAACAAGCCAAGUUCCUCAAAGACAAGGCUGACCGUCUCCGCCGGGAGUCCAAGGAUGGCACCAUUGGGCUCACUGACGGCAGCAGCAGUCACUCGAGCUCAUCGUCUGACGAUGAGCAGACGAAGAAGAACAAGUCGUCUGGAACCUUGGUAGGCUCCUAUCGCGAAGAGACAUUGGCAAAACCACAUGGACACCCUUAA
Molecule: messenger RNA, 2757 nt
Organism: Plenodomus lingam JN3
Lineage: Eukaryota; Fungi; Ascomycota; Dothideomycetes; Pleosporales; Leptosphaeriaceae
Source: RefSeq, a predicted model, not a curated record